This is a messenger RNA of Labrus bergylta (ballan wrasse), 2658 nucleotides long. Its product is annotated as mothers against decapentaplegic homolog 4-like. Lineage: Eukaryota; Metazoa; Chordata; Actinopteri; Labriformes; Labridae. Gene Ontology annotation, biological process: BMP signaling pathway; anatomical structure morphogenesis; cell differentiation. Gene Ontology annotation, cellular component: heteromeric SMAD protein complex. The record is from RefSeq and is a predicted model, not a curated record. Gene Ontology annotation, molecular function: DNA-binding transcription factor activity, RNA polymerase II-specific; RNA polymerase II cis-regulatory region sequence-specific DNA binding; I-SMAD binding.
AUGACAAUACACCUGUGUGUGUGUGUGUGUGUGUGCGUGUGUGCAUGCGUGCGUACGUCCUUGGUGCAGGUGGCGGGUCGUAAAGGUUUCCCUCAUGUGAUCUACGCUCGUCUGUGGCGUUGGCCCGACCUCCAUAAGAACGAACUCAAACACGUGAAGUUCUGUCAGUUUGCCUUCGACCUGAAGUACGACAGCGUGUGUGUGAACCCCUACCACUAUGAGAGGGUGGUGACCCCCCCCUCAGCAGGUCCUCAGUCGUUGAUUAAAGAGGAGUACAUGCAGGACUGUCUGCAGAUCGACCUGCCCCCCCACACUGACCCCUACAGCCAGCCCCGCCCUCUCAGCAUGUACUCCAACAUGCCCCUCUCUCCCCCAGGAAGCAGCUCCAUGCAGGCUGCAGCUCUACCAGCAGGGGGCGCCGCAGGCUGCAGCAGAGCAGGGGGCGGGGCUGGGGGCGGAGUCAGGAGCAAUGGCUCAGGCCUACUUCAGAUCACCUCUCCUCAGAACCACGGAAGCCACGCCUCCCCACCUCACCCGAACCCCCCUCACACCCCCCAGCCUCCUCACCCUCCAACACCCACCUCCCCUCACCCACUGAGCCCCGAGUACAGCAGCCCCCCCAGACCUGCCACCUGGCCAGCUAAUGGCCCCGCCCCCUACAGCCCAGCAGGACCUCAUCAGAAUGGGAGGAGCCACCAGCAUCAGCCAUUGCAUCAUCCCCAACAUCACCACGCCCCCAACACUCACUUCUGGUCUCAACACCACAGCACUGCUCCCUAUCCACAACCCGUCUCCAACCAUCCAGGUCCAGAGUUCUGGUGCUCCAUCUCGUACUUUGAGUUGGAUGUUCAGGUGGGAGAGAUGUUUAAGGUCCCGUCCAGCUGUCCUCAGGUGACGGUGGACGGUUAUGUGGAUCCUUCAGGAGGGGACAGAUUCUGUUUGGGACAGCUGAGCAACGUCCACCGCACCGCCACCAGCCACCGCGCCAGGCUCCACAUCGGUCGGGGGGUUCAGCUCGAGUGUCGGGGGGAGGGGGACAUCUGGAUGCGUUGCCUUAGCGACCACUCAGUGUUUGUGCAGAGCUUCUACCUGGACCGUGAGGCGGGUCGAGUGCCGGGAGACGGGGUUCAUAAGAUCUACCCCGGAGCUUAUAUCAAGGUGUUCGACCUGCGGCAGUGUCACAGACAGAUGCAGCAGCAGGCGGCAGCGGCUCAGGCAGCAGUCGUCACUCAGGCGGCGGCGGUUGCCGGUGCAAUUCCUGGGCCGAACAGUGUGGGUGGGAUCGCACCUGCUGUCAGUGUUUGCUCGACUGCAGGUCUAGGAGUGGACGACCUGCGCAGGUUGUGUAUCAUCCGUCUGAGCUUCGUUAAAGGGUGGGGCUGUGAUUACCCGCGUCAGAGCAUCAAGGACACCCCCUGCUGGCUGGAGGUUCACCUGCACCGAGCGCUGCAGCUUCUCGACCAGGUGCUGCACACACUGCCGCCACGGGAACACACACUCUGACCCUCUGCUACAGGUGUGUGUUCUCUGCAAGGUGGGUGGGGCUUAGCUCACAGGAGAGCCAAUGGUAGCAGAGGAUAUAAACGUACCUUUUGAGACAGCAUCACCUUAACUUUCUACCUGACACCACCUGAUUCAUAAGCUCCGCCCAUUCCGUCCUCCCUCACACAGGUGUGAAAAUCAUUGGUCACUUUAGAAACACUUCAGACAAUCAGCCAAUCACAGCAUCACAUUCCUCCUGUCAUUCAUGUGUGUUUCCAUAGAAACCAGCAGUUUCAGAGUAAAGGUUGAGUUCACAGAAAACCUGAAAAUAAAAUCAAUAUUUCAUCUGGUGUCUCGUUUCAUCGUUUUUCAGUCAUUAAAGAAACAAACCUGAAGACCUCUUCCUGUUUUCAUAACUUCUCAUGAUGUCCUCGCUACCACAACAUUCUCACCUUUAAAGAGAAACUUUACAGGAAGUCCUUCCUUUUGCUGCAGCUUCGUGCUUCCUCUCAGGUGUUGAAUGAAAAUAGUUGAUGCAGCCUGUCAGGUAAAACCCAGGGCGAACACAGUCCUCCUCUCUCACCUGGAUCUCAGUCCCAUUCAUCUCUGUGGAGUCCCUCCUUCAUGACACAUCACUGACCUGUCUGUCUCUUUCUGUUGCCAUGGUGACGAUGUCCAGCUUUAAACACACCCUGAGGACAGCAGAACCUGUCACCUGAUAAAAGCUCUGUGGGCCGUUCUCAAACUGUGGAAGUGUGUGUGGAGUGGUUUCAGAAAGGUCCUCCUCCUGCACCUGUACACCUGUUCUGUCUUGACACCAUCGACUGUAAAUAUUACUUGACACACCGACUUACUUCCUGUUCCUGUCUGUUUUCUGUGGGAAUGCUCCUUCAACAUAAAGGCUUUAAUUAUUUAUUUUCUUUGAUUAUCUGCCAAAGACUCGUCUCUUACUCUUGAUAACAUCAUAUCCUGUUACGCUCUGUCAACCUUUAUUUCUUUCACCUUUUUUUAUCAUAUUUUUUUAAUGCUUUUAUACUGAAAGAGUCUAUAAUGUAAAUCUGCAGUUUCUUCAAAAUAAAACUUUAUUUCUUCCUCUGAGAUUAUUUUUCCUUGAUGUUUGAGGCUCAAUGAGCAGCUCAGUCUGUGAUAACUCUUUAUUCACUGAACACCUGAACA